Phodopus roborovskii (desert hamster) is the source of this 2128-nucleotide messenger RNA. It is a transcript of the gene Fuca2, whose product is annotated as alpha-L-fucosidase 2. Gene Ontology annotation, biological process: fucose metabolic process; glycoside catabolic process. The record is from RefSeq and is a predicted model, not a curated record. The coding region runs from base 25 to 1437 and encodes 470 amino acids. Gene Ontology annotation, cellular component: lysosome. The transcript is spliced from 7 exons. Gene Ontology annotation, molecular function: alpha-L-fucosidase activity. NCBI's taxonomy places the organism in Eukaryota, Metazoa, Chordata, Mammalia, Rodentia, Cricetidae.
UCUGGGGCUGUCCAUCUUGGUGCCAUGCGGUGCCCAGAGGUCCCCUGGAUGGUGCGCAUGCGCCCGGCGCUCCUGCUGCUACUGCAGCUGCCGCUGCUCCUGUCACAAUGCGGGGCCACGAGCCCCCCGCACUACGACCCCACGUGGGAGUCUCUGGACCGCCGCCCGCUGCCCUCCUGGUUCGACCGGGCCAAAUUCGGCAUCUUCAUCCACUGGGGAGUGUUCUCCGUGCCCAGUUUCGGUAGUGAAUGGUUCUGGUGGUAUUGGCAAAAGGAAAAGAGACCCAACUUUGUGGACUUCAUGAACAAUAAUUACCCCCCUGGUUUUAAAUAUGAAGAUUUUGGAGUGCUAUUUACAGCCAAGUACUUUAAUGCCAACCAGUGGGCAGAUAUCCUCCAGGCCUCGGGUGCCAAAUACGUUGUCUUGACUUCCAAACAUCACGAAGGUUUUACCUUGUGGGGGUCACACUAUUCCUGGAACUGGAAUGCAGUUGAUGAGGGGCCCAAGAGAGACGUUGUCAAGGAGCUUGAGGCGGCCAUCAGGAACAACACUGACUUGCGCUUUGGACUGUACUAUUCCCUUUUUGAAUGGUUCCACCCACUCUUCUUGGAGGACAAAUCCAGUUCGUUCCAGAAGCGGCAAUUCCCCAUUUCUAAGACGUUGCCUGAACUCUACGAGUUAGUGAACAAGUACCAGCCGGACGUUCUGUGGUCAGACGGAGAUGGCGGAGCACCAGAUCACUAUUGGAACAGCACAGGGUUCUUAGCCUGGCUGUAUAAUGAAAGCCCCGUUCGGGACACAGUAGUCACCAAUGACCGUUGGGGGGCUGGCUCCAUCUGCAAGCAUGGUGGCUACUAUACCUGCAGCGACCGGUAUAACCCUGGACAUCUUUUGCCCCACAAAUGGGAAAACUGCAUGACAAUAGAUCAGUUCUCUUGGGGCUACAGGAGGGAUGCUGGAAUCCGUGAUUAUCUUACAAUUGAAGAAUUGGUGAAGCAACUUGUGGAAACGGUCGCAUGCGGAGGAAAUCUUCUAAUGAAUAUUGGUCCCACACUAGAUGGCAUCAUCCCUGUAAUUUUUGAGGAGCGAUUAAGGCAGAUGGGAACGUGGCUCAAAGUCAAUGGGGAGGCUAUUUACGAAACACACCCUUGGAGGUCUCAGAAUGACACUACCACUCCAGAUGUGUGGUACACAUCUAAACCUGAGAGAAAAAUAGUGUAUGCUAUUUUUCUUAAGUGGCCUAUCUCAGGAAAGCUAUUUCUCCAACAACCCGUAGGUAGCCUGGGGGAAACAGAGGUAGCACUACUGGGUCACGGGAUGCCACUGACCUGGACUUCUUCAAAGCCAAGCGGGAUCAUAGUGGAGUUGCCACAGCUGAGCUCUCAUCAGAUGCCCUGUAAAUGGGGAUGGACUCUCGCACUAACUAAUGUGACUUAAGUUGCAGCUGAGAGACGUAUGCCACAGGUACCUCUAACCCCAGGAAAUGGCAGGUUUUUUAAUAGGAACAUUAACGAAAUCAGGGUAAAAAUGAUAAGAAGAAGCAAGUCAUUAGGUGAUACAGCCUCCUCUCCCUCUCGUCCUAAAUUGCCCGGGUUAUUAUCUGAACAUUUCAUUGCUUUCCUACAAAAGCUCCUCUUGGCUGAAUUCAUUUCACCGUUGAAUCCCAGGUGGCAAUCCGUUCUAGAGAUCUUAGAAACUGAUGAUGCCAUGGGCUGAAGUCUCUCCCAAGUUCUAGUCUUAAUACUGAAGCCCUAACACCUCACUGUGGCUGUAUUUGGAAACAGAACAAUUAAAGAGACGGUUAAGACUAAACGGAACCAUAAGGCUAUCCCUAAUGCAAUAGGAUUUGGUAUCCUAUGAUGCAGGGACACAGCGGAAAGCCAUGCAAAGUGAUGGCAAGAAGGCAACCAUUUGUAAGCCAAGAAGAGUGCAGAAGGAACCAAAUCUCCCAACACCCUGAUCUAGGACUUCUGGCCUCCUGGAGCGUGGGAAGGAUAACUUCCUGUUGUUGAAACCAUCCAGGAUGCUUGAUCUCCCCCACUCAUUAUUAUCAAACCCUCAUAUGAAAUGAGGGCAGUAUGUAAUAAAUUUCAUUGGAUGUAUGUUUCCAAUAAAUUCAAUAAUGAUC